Molecule: messenger RNA, 1099 nt
Organism: Linum trigynum
Lineage: Eukaryota; Viridiplantae; Streptophyta; Magnoliopsida; Malpighiales; Linaceae
Source: the annotation of a GenBank genome assembly
UAGAAACUUUGUUUCUAACAUCUGGUAUCAGAGCCAUGGUCGAAGACCUGAGUUCAUCACAACUCUCUCAGGCACAGCUUCCUACCAAAUCGAAACUGAUAAGUUCAACCGAUAUAUCGGAGUUGACGUGGGCUCAGAAGCAAGAAAAGAUGUGGCAGAUUGUGGGCUAUUGGAAGGAGAGAGCGGCACACGGCGCCGUGGCGAGGAAGGAAGACGAGGGCGCAGCAGGGGCGGAGCUGGCGCCGCUCGACGAGGCUGGCCGAGGCGGGGCGGAGGCCGCGUUGCGCGCUGCCGUGGCGCGGAAGGCAGAGACGGCGAGAGCAGGCGGCGACAUUGCUUCCUUACGCUCAAACCCUAGGGUGGCCUCCAACCGCGUAAGACCACAUCAGCAGCUAUGUUCGUUGGGCCGAAACCUCCGGGCCGCAGGUCUGAUGAGGCAAAAGGGAGUGGGCCUAGGCGAGGAGAUGAGACCCAUCAUCCUUGGUCAUAGGUUGGGUCGCAUGAAGAGAGGUGUUGGGCUCUCCUUGGUGCGAAAACAACAGCAGCAACAAGCCACAUCAUUGGGCCGAGCAGAGCGACGAGGCGGGCUAGCACGAACCAGCCCUGGGCUGCGUACACACAGACAAGCAGAGAGACUCCAUAAUGAAGAUGGGCCUCAUAUAAGCCCUAUGGAAUCUCUUUUACAAAGUGUAGGCUUGAAUAUGAAGAAAGAAGAACUGUGGGCUUAGGUGAGCACCCCAAUUCUUACUUGGUGGAUUUUGAAAAGGGGAGUGGACAGUCAAUAGGCUAUGCUUACGACACGAACCACAUGGAUGAGGAAGAAGUCAUUGGAUUUGGAGUUGUUGGCGUGAGAUACGUUCGAGUAGUAGAACAUAAUUGGAAGAAAAGAAAGAGCAAGAAAUGGAGGCAAGACGUGGAUUGCACGGUAGACAUGAAGAAAUGGGUUGAGUUGAUCAACCUUGAGGGCAAGGUUGGUUUCAAGGGGGAUCGGAUGUUAGAAACACGUUUUCUAAGGAAAACGGGUUUUUAUAUCAUUAUCAUUAUUAUUAGGUUUUAUUAAAUAUGGCUAGUAGUCAUUUAAUAGAAUUAGGUUUAUUAU